CUGCCUACCAUCUCUCGCCCAGUACUUGCCAUCUCCCCUCCCACAUCCCCCACCAUGGCCUCCGCAGACGAAGACGUCCAGCAGCAGCUCACCGACGCUACCCACGGCUUUGACCAGCUCUUCCAGAACGAGCUUGAGGAUUCCCGCAACAUAUUCGCAGCCUCCGAGUCCGACAGCCCCUUCCACCAGCUUGGACUGGGUGUAUGCGCCUUUCUCGAGGCCGCCCUCGGCAUGGAGACGGGCCUGCUUGCCGAGGCCCAGCGCUGUCUCUCCCUCUCCGAGGCAGGCUCCAAGAAGCAGCUCAAAGCGUCCAAGUAUGCGAAGCGCACCACUCAGUUCCCGCCUGGCACAGAAUGGGAGCUCCUCAACUCCGACGCCGUCAUCCUCCUUGGCCUCAACCAUGCUCUCAGCGAGUCCUACAUGGGGUACCUGCAGUGUCUGUACUCUCUCAACAGCCGCGCCCACAGACUCUACAAGACCGUCUACCCGCACGGGCUCGAUGCCUAUGCGACGCCCGCCACGUCCCCACCGCGGAGCAACACGCCGUCCGUUGCGUCCUCCGCGGCGUCGUCCACGCUCAGCGUCGCGACUAACAACACGACGACGCCCUCGACGCCCGCAAGCACCAUCUCCCGACGCUCCGGCUUCUUCAGCCGGUUCACGGGUGGGUUGACUGCGUCGGCGCCGUCGAGCCUCAGCUCAAGCAUGACGUCGCUCUCCCUCGAGACCCGCGUCCACGCCGAGCGCGGCUCCGUCGACGAGCUCAUCCUGUCAGGGACUGCAUUCGGUGCCUUGUUCAACCUCGUCUUCUCCCUCCUACCCGCUAAGAUCCGAGGAGUGGUGGGCUUCCUCGGGUUCACCAGCGAUCGCAAGCUCGCCCUCCAAGCGCUCGCGGUCUCCGCCAACUACACCGACGUACAUGGUGUCUUCGCCGGGUUAGCGCUCAUGACUUACCACGGCGUCGUCCUCCUGCUCUCGGGAUACCAGGCGGAUGAACAGCACAUCCUCCGGCAGUACGGUGCCAUCGUCGACAAGCUUUCGUCGAGGUAUCCGAACGGCUCGUUAUGGAUACUCAAUCGGGCGAAGAUCCUCCGGAUGUCCUACGACACCCAAGGGGCGAUCAAGGUGCUCCAAGAUGGGCUGAAGCCUGAGCGCCCGCACACCUUUGCACAAGCUGACGGGCUGUUAAUCUUCGAGUUGGCCUGGACGCUGCUCUCGCAGCGGCGCUACCAAGAAGCGGCGGAUACGUUCAUCGACAUGACGAAGGUCAACAGCUGGAGCCACGGGACGUACUACUUCAUCGCUGCUGAUCCCGGCUUGUUGGACAAGAAGAAGAUUGGGGGCAAGGACUUGCCCACGGAGGUGUUCAUCAAAAAGAAGCUGGCCUUCUAUAAAGAGAAGGCGACACGGCUCACUGGCUCAGAGGACGGCUACGUCCAGGUUAUGAAGAUUAGUCCUGCCGAGGAGCUUGCAAUAUGUGCGUACUGCCUAACUACCUGGUUUGUUUUCCCACUCAUCCCGUCGGACACAGUGGCCUCCCCGUCCACAGCCACAGCGACACCCACGCUAUCCCCGUCCACGCCCACGCUGCCCACACCCGCGCCCCCAGACCUCGACACGCCCGACGAGCUCGCGAUCCGCGCACUGAUCCUCGGGAUCACGCACCGCACCGCAGGGGCGUACGGCCCGGCGCGCGAGUUCCUCGCCGACGCACACGCGCAGCACGCCCAGGUGAAGGUGAGCACGUGGGUCGGGGGCGUCGCGCUCUUCGAGCUCGCGGUGCUCGCGCUGAAGGAGGCGCAGGCGCGCACGGAGGGCGUCCCCGGCGUGGAUGCCGCGCACGCGGACGUGCGGAAGGAGGAACUGGGCGAGGCGGAGAGGCGCGAGGUGUGGGUGGGCGCGAUGGGCGAGGCGGAGGGGCUGCUGGAGAAGGCGUUGGCGCUCGCGACGCAGCAGGUGGACCUGAGUUCGAGGCUGGACAGUCGGAUCGCGAUGCUGAAGGACGAGAUUGCGAUGAAGAAGGAGAUGCUCGCGGCGGGGAAGGCGUGA
This is a messenger RNA of Fomitopsis serialis, 2049 nucleotides long. RefSeq lists its product as uncharacterized. Bases 55 to 2049 code for a protein of 664 amino acids. The record is from RefSeq and is a predicted model, not a curated record. The transcript is spliced from 14 exons. NCBI's taxonomy places the organism in Eukaryota, Fungi, Basidiomycota, Agaricomycetes, Polyporales, Fomitopsidaceae. Gene Ontology annotation, cellular component: nucleus; mitochondrial outer membrane; cytosol. Gene Ontology annotation, molecular function: protein binding.